AUGAACACCCGAUUAGGCCGACAACUCCAACCCCCCACCCCAAAAACCCCCGGAAGCGGAGCCGUCUCAAAGAACCCCCAUGACACGCGUUCCAGAUCCAGCAAAGAACCCAUCACGCCCCCCUCCAAACCAACAGACAAGAAGAUCAAAGCCGGCAAAAUCAAGAAGAGCAAGCAAAAACAAAAACAAGUAUCCUCCGUCUCCUCAAUCCAAAAACACAUGACGCCUGUGAGCGAGCGAAAAUUCAGAACAGGAGACGCACGGCAAGCGCAUGAGAGACGACAGGCUCAAGCCGCUCAAGCAGCGUUGGGAGCGCCUGUGUUUACGAAGCCGGCUGUGGCGACGCCCGGGUUGACGUAUGUGCAUCGGGCGUGUGAGCAUGAGGUUGAUUUGAUCAAUAUGAUGAGCACGAGUAAUAUUACUAGUGACGCCAGUAAUGUAGUUGCGAGUGGACGACCGCGUGUGAUGUUGAUUCUAGAGCCGCGAUGGUGUCAAGUAUGUGUUCGUGCAAGAGCAGUGUCGAUCCAGCAGGGCUGGGAGGAGGCGAGGACGAAUGAGAUUCCGCUUGAGCAUCCGGAUGUGGUGCAUCGGGUUAUGAAGGAGAGGUCGAGAGAGGAGGGGAUUUGUCGGGGGAGGAUCCAGGCGCUUGUUACUCCACUGGCUGAUUAUGCGGGGAGGACUUCGCAGCAGGCGUUUGCGAGGAUUGGGGUUGUGUCAACGAGGGACAGGAUGGUGAGGGAUGGGAUGGGUGAGAGUCAGAUCCAGAUGCAGAGAUUCGUUGAGUUGCAUAGGGCGUUCGAGGAAGGGGUUGCUGAAGGUCGUGCCCUGCAGGCGGAGCAAGAAAAGUCUGCUCUGGAAAUCCAGAAUCCGACUGGGAGGAGUACGAUGUUGGAGCUUUGUGGAUUGUAA
Glarea lozoyensis ATCC 20868 is the source of this 909-nucleotide messenger RNA. RefSeq lists its product as uncharacterized. The coding region runs from base 1 to 909 and encodes 302 amino acids. The transcript has 2 exons. The record is from RefSeq and is a predicted model, not a curated record. NCBI's taxonomy places the organism in Eukaryota, Fungi, Ascomycota, Leotiomycetes, Helotiales, Helotiaceae.